Messenger RNA from Dendrobium catenatum, 1925 nucleotides. RefSeq lists its product as uncharacterized. Bases 1163 to 1861 code for a protein of 232 amino acids. The transcript has 5 exons. NCBI's taxonomy places the organism in Eukaryota, Viridiplantae, Streptophyta, Magnoliopsida, Asparagales, Orchidaceae. The record is from RefSeq and is a predicted model, not a curated record.
UUCCCUUUCUAACGCCGCCGGUGAGAAGCAGAAGGCUCGGAUGAUUCAAAUUUCGAUCAGCACUCCAAGCCCGACGGAUCAGGAGAAGGAUUCAAAUUUCCAUCGGCACUCAAAGCCCGACGAAAGAUUAGGAGAUUUCUCUAUACGUGUAAAGCAGGAAAUGAGUUUGCAAAUGAAAGCUCUUUCCUUCACCUGUAAUCAGUUCACUCCGCCUAUUUCGCGCGCGCUCCUUCCGCUUGGACUGAGUAUGGAGCUUCCUCUUCUUCUUCACCUAUUUCGCGCUUGCUACUUCCGCAUCGAGGCUUCCUUCCGCAUCGAGGCUUUUUCUUUACCUAUUUCUUCUGUAAUCGAGCAUCUUCUCCAGUUUCACCGAAGUUCUACCUUCGCCUCUCCUUACUUCCCAAAAUGGCCACCGCCGCUGAUUCUGCUUGCGCCGUCACAAUGAUCGGGCUGCUUCAUGCAUUUCGGAAAUACAUUCAUAAGCCUCCAGCCACGUUACCCUCUUCUCCGAAAAAUUUGCUUCAGCCUCCAGUCAAGUUACCCUGCUCUCCAUUUCAUCCUUCUAGCAUUUAUUUCAAUUCUCCCACCUCCAAAUAUCCUUUCUUUCCCAUUGCUGUCCGACCCUUGAUCACUAACCUAAACCCCUCUUCCAUUACUAUCCCACCCAAGGCUAAACAUGGAUCAUCCCGCAAGGUGAAUAUCAGAUGCAGAUUCGGUGGUAAGCUCAUGCCACGCCUUAGCGACGGUGCUCUACACUACGUGGGCGGACGAACGCGUAUAACAGACUUCCGCCGAGAUUUGACACUACAGGAGCUUUACUGCAAAAUGGAAGAAAUCUAUGGCGGACCUGCUAACAUAUGCUACAAGCUUCCUGAUCAAAACCUUGACAGACUCGUCUCCAUCUCAACUGCAGAAGAUUUGAAAAAUAUGUUGAACAAGUAUGACUACCUCAAAAAGACCGCUAAAUGUGGAUACCCGAGACUUCAUAUCUUCCUCUUCCCCUUGUCAAAUAGGGAGAAUUCUUUGGCUGACGUCAAUGAUGCGGCUUGCAAUAACAGUGGGCUGAGUUGCAUCGAGGAAGUCAAUGGAGCUACUAAGGCUCAUGGAUUCAAAACAUACAAGAAUGAUGACCAAAAAGCCGCCACCUCCAUGUUGCAUGUAGAUGACAAAGGUGACAGAAGCGGUAUGUCUCCUAUCAUUUUAUUCUUCUAUUAUUGCUUUGGUUUCUUUCAACUCAUCAUUAAUUGACUUUUUAGGGAAUGAAAAUACUUCCGUGCCAGAGCAUCAGAGUUUUUUGGCUCAUUCAAAUAUUAAUGAUGAAAUAAAUGGGAUCCCUCAAAUAAUCAAUCCGCCGAAUGAUGCGCUUUAUGUUUUACCAACUUAUGAAGAGCCUCGGCAAAUUCAUUACACUACACCCUCUUCUUCUGCUAUGGCCCAUGAACCUCAACCGCAAAAUCAUCAAUUGUAUGGAGAAUAUUUGUCUGGGAUAUCCAAUUCGAACUCAAUCUUCCAAAAUCAGGAUCCUCUGAAUGUUCCUGGUCCCUCGAACAUUGAUUCAUAUUUUGGGCAUUUUAGACAUACACGAGAGCCGCGUCAGAUUCAUUACAUUACACCAUUUUCUUUUGCUAUGGCCAAUGUGCCUCAAUCGCAAAAUCAUCAAUUGUUUGGAGAAGUUUUUCCUGAGAUAUCUGAUACAAACUCAAUCUUUCAAAAUCAGGAUCCUUGGAAUGUUCCUGGUCCCUCGAACAUUGAUUCAUAUUUUGGGCAUUUUAGACAUACACGAGACAUAGGCACUUAUGAAGCAGAUGAAGAUCUUCGUAAUAUUGUUGAAUUAGUUGAAUCAGUGAUUCAAUCCCCUUGAGGUUUGUGUCUUCACUCUUUUAUUUUGAUCAAAUGAAUCUAGUACAAUAUUAUUUUAUUUGAUU